Molecule: messenger RNA, 1987 nt
Organism: Molossus molossus (Pallas's mastiff bat)
Lineage: Eukaryota; Metazoa; Chordata; Mammalia; Chiroptera; Molossidae
Gene: CYTH1
Product: cytohesin 1
Exons: 14
Coding region: 632-1651 (339 amino acids)
Biological process (GO): regulation of ARF protein signal transduction
Molecular function (GO): guanyl-nucleotide exchange factor activity
Source: RefSeq, a predicted model, not a curated record
GGUGGACGGAGCAGGGCCGGCCUCCUGGGAGGGGAGGGUUAAGGCCUCGGAGUGCCGGAGCUUGACUUCAGGAACUGGGUGGCGGCAGGAACAGUGACGCUUCCGUGGGCUGGAGGCUGAUUGGUCCCGGAGUCCCCGGCGACUUCCUGGGCUCAGGACGGAGCGCUGAGCUGUUCUGUUGGCCAGACAGCCCACAGGUGUUCCCGGCCCCACCCAGCCUCACGGCCCAGGGAAGCUCUGCUGAGUUCUCCGUGGAAGAACCGACCGAGCCACCUCCGGGGUCCCGCUGUGGCGGCAAGAAGAUGGUCCUCAGAACUGAAGAGGAGGGUGGUGGAAGGAAUUUGAAUGAGAAGAUUGGCUGGAAGCACCCUCGCUGGUGGAGGUGAAUGUUAGUCAUGCCAGCCACGUGCUCAUUUAACUCUUUCUGGACCGGCGUCUGUGCAUUCUUUUAAAAUCUCUUAGGCCGUAAAUUGGUGUUCCCAGCGACCUGACUGCGGAGGAGCGGCAGGAGCUGGAGAGCAUCCGGCGGAGGAAGCAGGAGCUGCUGGCCGACAUUCAGAGGCUGAAGGAUGAGAUAGCAGAAGUGGCGAACGAGAUUGAGAGCCUGGGGUCCGCAGAGGAAAGGAAGAACAUGCAGAGGAGCAAACAGGUGGCCAUGGGCAGGAAAAAGUUUAACAUGGACCCUAAAAAGGGGAUCCAGUUCUUAAUAGAGAAUGACCUGCUGAAGAACACCUGUGAGGACAUCGCCCAGUUCCUGUAUAAAGGGGAGGGGCUCAACAAAACAGCCAUUGGGGACUACCUGGGGGAGAGAGAUGAGUUUAAUAUCCAGGUUCUUCACGCAUUUGUGGGCUUACACGAGUUCACGGACCUCAAUCUGGUGCAGGCCUUGCGGCAGUUCCUGUGGAGCUUCCGGCUGCCGGGAGAGGCCCAGAAGAUCGACCGGAUGAUGGAGGCCUUUGCCCAGCGCUACUGCCAGUGCAACCCCGGGGUGUUCCAGUCCACGGACACCUGUUACGUCCUCUCGUUCGCUAUCAUCAUGUUGAACACCAGCCUGCACAACCCCAAUGUUAAGGACAAGCCCUCCGUGGAGAGAUUCAUCGCCAUGAACCGAGGCAUCAACGACGGUGGCGACCUGCCGGAGGAGCUGCUCCGGAAUCUCUACGAGAGCAUAAAAAACGAGCCCUUUAAGAUCCCGGAGGAUGACGGCAAUGACCUCACCCACACCUUCUUCAACCCAGACCGCGAAGGCUGGCUGCUGAAGCUCGGAGGUGGCAGGGUGAAGACUUGGAAGAGACGCUGGUUCAUCCUGACGGACAACUGCCUUUACUACUUUGAGUACACAACGGAUAAGGAGCCCCGGGGCAUCAUCCCUCUGGAGAACCUGAGCAUCCGGGAGGUGGAGGACUCCAAGAAGCCGCACUGCUUCGAGCUGUACAUCCCCGACAGCAAGGACCAGGUGAUCAAGGCCUGCAAGACAGAGGCUGACGGGCGCGUGGUGGAGGGGAACCACACCGUGUACCGGAUCUCCGCCCCGACGCCCGAGGAGAAGGACGAGUGGAUCAAAUGCAUCAGGGCGGCCAUCAGCAGGGACCCUUUCUACGAGAUGCUGGCCGCGCGGAAGAAGAAGGUGUCCUCCACGAAGAGACACUGAGUCCACGCGGAGGAGCAGGGCUCCCGCCCAGGGGGCGCCGGCAGCAGCGCUCACUGGGCGCCGCCCUGAACCUAGAGACUAGCUUCAGCUUCUGCCUUUGUUCAGAGCGGGAGAAGGACCCGCGGCUGCCCUGGGAAGAGGGACCCGAGCUGCUGCGGGGGCCUUCUCUGGGCUCCGUGGCAGGUGGCCCUGGGGAGGCCGUCGCCCCGCCCCAGAACCCAUGUCUGUAGCUCCGUGUCGGGCAAGUGGAAUGGAGGAGAAGCCACGUGCUAUAAAGAUAUAUUUUUGUUUUUUAAAAAGAGAAAGAUAAAGCGGAGCUGUGUCAGCGCAGGGCCU